Papaver somniferum (opium poppy) is the source of this 744-nucleotide messenger RNA. RefSeq names its product major latex protein 146-like. NCBI's taxonomy places the organism in Eukaryota, Viridiplantae, Streptophyta, Magnoliopsida, Ranunculales, Papaveraceae. The record is from RefSeq and is a predicted model, not a curated record. The transcript has 2 exons. The coding region runs from base 42 to 494 and encodes 150 amino acids. Gene Ontology annotation, biological process: defense response.
AUACAAUGUUAUAAGCGUAAAAUUAGUUGAUAUACAUAGACAUGGCUCAAAUUCAUAAGCUUGGAUUUGAAACUGAAAUAAAAUGUAGUGCAGACAAGUACUUCGGCUUGUUCAGUUACAAAAUAACUCAACUACCUAAACUUUUUCCUAAUAUUUACAAAAGCAUUGAAGUCAUCGGAGGAGAUGGAACUAGCGUUGGCUCUACGAGGCUUUGGAAAUUUUUCAAAGACGGGAAGGAAAUGACAGUGAAGAAUAGAGUAACAUCAUUCGACAAGGAAAAAAGGUCAAUCACUGUUGAGGUUUUCGAAGGGGAAGUCAUGAAAAACUAUAAAAGUUUAUCUGCUAAACUUGAUGUGGUUCCAAAGAAGUAUGCUGCUGGGAAUGGGAUCUUGGUAAAAUGGUCUCUGGAGUUUGAGAAGGUUAACGAUGAUAUCCCUAAUCCAACUGCUUAUCUUGAUGCACUACGAGUAACCACCAAGGAAGUGAGUUCUUAGGUCGGCUGCAAACCAUUCGCAUAACCAUUACUAAGAAAACCCAAUUAUGUAGUUUGUCAUUUGUAAUAUAUCCUUAGAAUAAAAGACAACUUAGCUGGUUUAGUAUAUGUAAUUCUGUGACUUUUAGUUCCACUUUCCGUAGCUGCACCGGCAUGGAUGUAUGUUUUUGUCGUGUUUGUGUGUUUAUCAUCUGUAAUAAAAGGAUUGGUUUGAGAAAAAACAAUUUAGUAUGAAAAAUGAAUAAGCGCAA